This is a messenger RNA of Lingula anatina, 4548 nucleotides long. RefSeq names its product peptidyl-glycine alpha-amidating monooxygenase B. NCBI's taxonomy places the organism in Eukaryota, Metazoa, Brachiopoda, Lingulata, Lingulida, Lingulidae. Gene Ontology annotation, biological process: peptide metabolic process. Gene Ontology annotation, cellular component: extracellular region; membrane. The record is from RefSeq and is a predicted model, not a curated record. Gene Ontology annotation, molecular function: copper ion binding; protein binding; oxidoreductase activity, acting on paired donors, with incorporation or reduction of molecular oxygen, reduced ascorbate as one donor, and incorporation of one atom of oxygen.
CCUAGAACCCACAGAAUUCUGGGACAUCCGGAAAGAUAGCGAUCGAUAGUCACGAAGCUCUCUCCGUAGCAUACGGACUGUCCUAAGUGAAAAAGGGACAUGCCGUACUAAAAAGAAAGGGCUAGAGUACUGCUUUGUGUAACAACCUUACUUGCAAAGUGACUUAUACCCAAAAAGGAAUUUAAGAAGAAAAAAACAGCUGCACAAUGCAGAAUUGUCAUCUAUUUUUGGCCUGUAUUAUACUUGGGUUUGUCCACUCUUCGCCUGUGAAUGACAAUGGGUUUUCUGAAUUGCUGAAACAACACCGAGAAGGUACCAACAUUUUGGAUGUCACGAUGCCUGGAAUCACGCCAAAAGUGGAAGACUACUAUGUAUGUACGUCUGUGCCAGUACCGACUGGAGAAAAUUAUAUAGUCCAAUUUGAGCCUCUGGCCUCAGGAGAUAUGGCCCAUCACAUGUUAAUGUUUGGCUGUGAGCAGCCAGCUGAAAACAGGAAAUCUUGGGAGUGUGGCCAGACUUGCAGAGGGAAACCCAAUAUUUUGUUUGCCUGGGCAAAAAAUGCUCCACCAACCAAUCUUCCUGAAGAUGUGGGCUUCAAAAUUGGAGGAAGCUCUAAUGUCAGACACAUAGUGCUACAGAUACAUUAUAAAAACCCAACAAAAGAACCUGAUGCUUCAGGGGUGCGGCUGCAUUAUACUCCUGAAAGGCAGAAGAAUAUUGCAGGGAUUGCAUUGUUACUUUCAACUCAAAUUAGCAUCCCUCCACAUCAACCUGAGACAAUUUCUGACAUUUCUUGUCAGUUCAAGAGCAGCACCCCUAUUUAUCCGUUUGGGUUCCGUACACAUGCACAUUCCUUAGGCAAGGUGAUCACAGGUUACCAGUUUAAUGGCACCUAUCAUUUGAUUGGCAAGGGAAACCCACAGUGGCCACAGGCCUUUUAUCCAGUUAAGGACAAAAUUAAGAUCAGCAAUAAUGACAUCUUGCUCGGAAGAUGUGUAUUUGAUUCUACUCACAAGGAUACCUACACAAGUAUAGGACCUACACACAACGAUGAAAUGUGCAACUUUUAUAUGAUGUACUACACUGACGCCAAUGGUGGACAGCCCUUCUAUGAGUGCUUUGGCAACUGGAGGCCUGAUAUGUUUAAAAAUGGAGGAUUUCCAAGUCAAGAGUCCCUUACAGCCCUCCCCCCAAAUCCAGCUCUGGAAGAAGAAGCCGAGCAUGGCCAUUCUAGGGUAGACUCCAAAGCUGAUGAUAAAUUAGAUGAAGAAAAACUUACUCCAGCCCUAGAAGCAGUUAAGAACUGGCCAGACCUUGGGAACGUGAAGCUGGGUCAAGUGGCAGGCGUGGCUACUGAUUCUAAAGGAAAUGUGCACAUCUUUCACAGGGCAGACAGAGUUUGGGACUACAGCACCUUUGAUCCAGUGAAUAAUCAGUAUCUCCAGAGGAAUAGAGGGCCAAUUACACAGGACACGAUCCUUUCUUUCAAUCCCAAUGGAAAGUUGAUCAAACAGUGGGGUAAAAAUCUGUUCUACCUCCCCCAUGGCCUUUCCAUUGAUGACCAGGACAAUAUUUGGGUCACUGACGUAGCCAUGCAUCAGGUAUUCAAGUUCAACAAAGGUGAGGAAAAGCCCAGUUUGACAUUGGGGAAAGAAUUUGAACCAGGCAAUGACCGUUACCACUUCUGCAAGCCAACAGAUGUUGCCAUUUUACCAACAGGAGAGUUCUUUGUUUCAGAUGGGUACUGCAAUCACAGAAUUAUUAAAUAUGCAGCUGAUGGUAGUGUCAUUAAAUCAUGGGGGACCAUUGAUGGAGAAUUAGCAGCUGACAAGUACCCCAAGCCUGGUGCUUUCAAGCUCCCCCAUGGCCUCACCCUGGCAAAGGACAAGAAACAGGUCUGUGUAGCUGACAGAGAGAAUGGUAGAAUACAGUGCUUCGACUACGAUGGCAACUUCAAGUCCCAGAUUCACCUCACUGAGUUUGGACACAAAGUGUAUGCUGUUGCCUACACCCCUCAUUUUGGUGGCUUGAUGUAUGCCAUCAAUGCAGACCAGUCUAAUCCAGAGGAAAAUGAGGGAUUCACCAUAAAAUUUGACACUGGGAAGCUGCAGGAUACUUGGAAACCACAGGGAGGAUUUUCACGCCCCCAUGAUGUCGCAGUGAGCCCAGACGGCAAGUGUGUGUAUGUAGCAGAGAUUGGGAGCAACAGAGUGUGGAAGUUUCACUCUACAUUUGAUGCACAGACUCAGAGCACAGGAAGUGCUGUGAUUACAAUGAAACCAACUUCUGGAAUGAUAAGCAAUAAUCCUAGCACAUCAAAAACUGAUGUGCAAAAUUAUAAAACUGUGGGUAUCCACAAAAGCCAGAAAAAGAUGGGAAAUGGCAUAUUUAGACAGAAACCAGACAAGCCAGACUUUACAACAGAUGAGGAUGAGGCAGAGGUGGACGAGAUGAAGAAGUCUGGGAUCUCCAAGGAGGUGGAGAGUAACAAUGAAGGCUCUGUUCAGGGAGAGAAUAAUGCCACGCCCAUCAUUGUGGGAGUUGUGCUGAUCGUGCCUGUUGUCGUGGUGAUUGUUGCCACAGUGAUUAUGAGGAUUAGAGGUCGCAUGGCUCAGAACAGAUUGUACACAGUAGACACUGGCCUCAGAGGUGGGUUCAACCUGGGCAACCUCCUGGGGCGCAAACACAAAGGCUUUCAGCAGCUGAAUACAGAAGAGCUAGACCAUCUUAACAGCGACUCUGAGGACGAGUUCUCAAGAAAAACAUAGAUGGUGCUGGUAGAGUUGCAGCUUCUCAGGUGGAGGAUCAUUUGAUAUAUUUAUGGGAGCUCUGCAGUGUCAUGAGACAUUCUAUACAGGGAUAUAUAACUGAUAUUGUGCAAUUCGUUUUGUUUUGUAUAGAAUACAGAGCAUUUGUUGUUGUGUUUGUUGUCUAGUGAAGUGAUCAUGGAAAAGAGAGGUUUGUUGAUAAAAUUGUCAAUUAUUUCACUCAUGAAAAAACACACCUCAGUUCUGUUAUUGAUAUACUGGACUGCUGGUUGCUAAACACUGGUUUAGCCUUGUAGCACUAAUAAAAGUUACCAUCAAAUUCGAAUUUAAUAUACGAACAAUUAUGUCUUAUUUUUAUAGCUGCAGUGUUGGUUAAGGAUAUUUGCUUGAGGCAUAAUUGAAAAAUGGUUGGAGAUGGUACAUUAUUAUUACAGUUGUAUAUAUCAGUCAAAAAUGUUCAUUAUCCUGAAUCAAAAGGCUUCAAUAUUAUCAACAAACCUCUCCAAUAGUUUUAGAACAUUUCCGUAAAGGCAUAUUAUUGAAGAAAAGAAUGAGCAUAUUGUGAAAAAAAUCAGUGAAUUGAUUCUUAAUGCCUCGUAAAUUGACGAUGAUUCUUGAAGUAGAACAUCACUAAAGCAUUUAGGUCCGGGACUUGCCCUUUGGCCUUGUCUCUACAAAAGUACCGUGGCAUAAACGAAUGGAUAAGUUUUGGUUAAUUAUGAAAACUGUAUGCCUAUUCCUAAAUUCUUAUUUAUUUUUGUUAUACACAUAAGUAUUCAUAUAUGAUCUGGAUAGUAUUUUAAAACGAUUGUUUUGAUAAACUUCAAUUUGCUUCAAAGCAGUACAUUUCCAGAACGUGCUUGCCAGCAUGAUCUUUAUUCUAAAUGUUCUUAAUGGAAAAUGUAUGUGAAGCAUGGGGAAAAAGUAUAAAGCUGUGGGAUCCAUCAUCAUUAUUGAAACUUUCAAUAGAGACUAACAAUUUUAAAUUCAGUACAGCUCUCAGUGCAUGGAUUGUAGUUCCUGUACUGUUCUCAAGGCAGACGACACAGAACAUUCCAUAUGUUAGUUCGGCCAUUGUGCCGCAGGUCGUAAACGCGUUAUAAAAGGCAGCAUAAACAUACCACUGGUUCAUUGUGGCCCCAGCUCUUUCGCCGUUUAUUACUACUUUGAGAAUGGGGUGCUAUUGCAAAUUUUACCUUACUUGCAAAAUGAUAAAGCUACAGUCAUUUUAUGUAAUGUGGCAAAUUUAUUAUAAAUGUUUUCUUGUAAUUGUAUAAUUUGUGAAUUAAUAUGUUGUACAUAAUCACAAAAGUGGUAGAUCUGAAAUAAUUAGAAUUAGAAGAGCAGGUCAUGUGAUAUAUAGAUAUGUAUAUUUAAGAUAGCAGAGCUUGCGUAUUUUUAUUUGUUGAAAACAACGAAGAGGUUGGAUCACAAAAAAACAGAUAUUGAUAUUUGCCAUGUUUUCAAAUUACAGUCUAACCAAUAUUUUACUGAACAUUUUGAUGAUCUUGAAUUUAAAUAUGUCAAAAUGUGGAUCAUGGUGUAAAUGAAUUCUUUACAAACAAUAAUGACACUGAAAACAUAGCCAGGUCUUAAGGAAUGAUGCAUUGUGUGAUCAUACGUAAUUGAUGUAAGCAAAUUGUGCUUUGUAGAGGGUUGGAAUGAACGUAUUGUUUAUUUCAAAAGUUUGAGAAGCUUUCUGGCUUUUCGAAAGAGAGUGUAUAUUGGGUAAAAAUGUAGAAUUUGGUCACAAUCAAGUGAAUAAAUUAGUUUGUUGAAA